AUGGCGCACGCAGCGCGAGGAGCGGCGGCGCUGGCAGCCUCCGACGGACCCGCAGCCUUGUCGGCAUACACUCAGGCACUGAUCGAGCACCCCAAUUCCCCAGACUACUACGUCCAACGCUCAACAGCAUUCACUCGCAUCAAGCCUCCGCGAUAUGAUCUCGCGCUGAAAGACGCAGAGUACGCAGUGGCCCUGGGCUACAAACGUGCAGUGAGAGAGAAGAUCCAAGCCGGACAACAACGCCGAGUGGUGGCUCUGUAUGGUCUCGGACGCUAUGCGGAUGCGAAGUACCUACUGACGACGAUGGUGCGAUGGAGGCCUCACGACAGCAAAACUGCCAAAAUGGAGGGCGACAUGUGGAUGGCCCGGGUAGAGUCGAAGUUGAAGCAGGUUCCAGACUCGGAGAAGGUGGUCACGAUCAAAGAACGUCCCGAGAUCGAGGUGCUGCCAGAGGACAAGCUGAGACAACUGUUCAAAGCACAGUUGAACAUGGAUGGCUCAUACAAGCUGGAUGAUUCCACAUCUCUCAAGUCGACCACUACACCCACUACCAACACGAACGGUACGACGACGACAAUGACGGCCAGCGACAAUUCCGCCGCAACCACUGCAAUGCCCUCUGCCUCUGCCGCUGGCUCUGCCGCUGCUGAUGUCCCCAAGAUCCGACACGAAUGGUACCAGAACGCCCAGUCCGUCACUCUGACGCUGUACGCGAAAGGAGUGCCCAAAGACACGGCCGAGAUCGAGAUCAAGGAAGAUUCAGUCUACAUCUCGUUCCCCCAUCCCGCCAAUCCCUCCGCGACCUUCACAUUCUCACUAGAUCCUCUCUUUGCCCUGAUCGAUCCAAGCCAGAGCAAGUUCUCCAUCAUGUCGACCAAGAUAGAGUUGACGCUCAAGAAGUUGCAGCCGGGUCAGAAAUGGCACAAUCUCGAGGGCACUACUCCGCUCCAACCCUCGACGCAGAAUGAGAACGUAACCCAGAACGACGUCUCCGUCUCCUCCGCCAAAGCCCCUCCUCUUGUGUCUACCCUUCCAACUACCCAGUCUACAAGUGCCGCCACAGUUCCUGCCUAUCCGACAUCUUCUCGUCAUGGUCCGAAAGACUGGGACAAACUCGCCAACGAGCUACACUCGCAAUCCAAGUCCAAGAAGACCAAGAAAUCACAGUCCAAGUCCGACAAGGCGGAUUCUGUCUCGAAACCUGCGGCUGAAGCCGAUAUCAAUGCCAACGAUUCACCUCCCGGUUCUGGCGAUGAAGCAGGCGACGACGUCGACUCGGACUACGAGACUGGCGACGCGGUUGACGGAUUCUUCAAGAAACUAUAUGCCGGUGCAGACCCUGAUACUCGCCGUGCCAUGAUGAAGUCGUUCUACGAGAGUAAAGGAACGGCUUUGAGCACGAACUGGUCCGAGGUUGGAAAGGCACCGGUCAAGGAGGUCAAUAGUAAGAAUGAUGAGUGA
This is a messenger RNA of Capronia coronata CBS 617.96, 1461 nucleotides long. RefSeq lists its product as uncharacterized. Gene Ontology annotation, biological process: protein stabilization. The transcript has a single exon. Gene Ontology annotation, molecular function: protein-folding chaperone binding. The coding region runs from base 1 to 1461 and encodes 486 amino acids. NCBI's taxonomy places the organism in Eukaryota, Fungi, Ascomycota, Eurotiomycetes, Chaetothyriales, Herpotrichiellaceae. The record is from RefSeq and is a predicted model, not a curated record.